AUGUCUGGACCUCUGCCAACAGGAACUUGCGCAACCUGUAAGAAAGAAGAGGUCAAACUCCGUCCCAAUCCCUUCAACCAGAAACUUCAAUGUUCCGAAUGUCGCGAUUCUACCAUCAUUGGAAUCACUGAGCUUCAAAAACGAUAUGGAUUGAAGCAUACCGAUCUUGAAGGCUUGACCAUGACUACCGAGCCCCAACCUGCUUUCCGAGGUGGACCGGAUAGAAAAUGGUAUUCGAUCAAGGAUGUGGAGAAACGUGUCAAGGUCGUUGAGAAAGAAAGAGCCAAAGAAAAAAAGGAGAAAGAGAAGAAGGCCGCGGAAAAGCAGAAGGCUAAAGAGGAGAAAGAAGAAGAGAAGAAAAGAGCGAGGGAAGAAAAGGAGGAGAAGAAGCGGUUCAAGGCUGAGGAGAAGGAAGCAGCUGCAAAGCAAAAGGCGAAGCCUAAGAAGGAAGUCAAACGAAAACAUGAGGGGGAUGAGGAUGAAGAAGUCCCUGCAUCACCCAAGAAACGUGGACGACCAUCCAAAACUGGGCAAACACCUACCAAGUCUGCAACCACACCCAAGAAAGGCCAGGAUACCGACUCAGAACCAACUUCAGAUAUCGAAAUCGUUUCACCCCAGAAGCGUAAACGUCCUUCAAAGGCAAGUGUAGCUUCGGAGGGAGGCUCCGCAGCUGCAUCUGCCAACAUGGGUAAACAAAGGAAGAGUGUGGCCAAAGGUGCGGAGGGUCCAGCAUCCCCAAUUCGAAAGCUCUCGAGACCUUCCAAAGCAACAGAUUCUCUUGGCGUCAAUGAGCCUAGGAAGAGCAUUACUGUCGGUGGGGUCGUCAAGAACCUUGAUCGGAGAGCGUCUCUGAAUCCACUUCCCUCUGACUAA
Molecule: messenger RNA, 876 nt
Organism: Hymenoscyphus albidus
Lineage: Eukaryota; Fungi; Ascomycota; Leotiomycetes; Helotiales; Helotiaceae
Source: the annotation of a GenBank genome assembly